Messenger RNA from Ochlerotatus camptorhynchus, 513 nucleotides. RefSeq names its product general odorant-binding protein 99b-like. Bases 58 to 483 code for a protein of 141 amino acids. The transcript is spliced from 2 exons. The record is from RefSeq and is a predicted model, not a curated record. NCBI's taxonomy places the organism in Eukaryota, Metazoa, Arthropoda, Insecta, Diptera, Culicidae. Gene Ontology annotation, molecular function: odorant binding.
UCGGUAUAAAAGAACGAAUCGGUGGGUGGCAGUCAGACACUGUUCAAGUUGAUCGCCAUGGCUUCACUCCGAUUGAUUGUAGUAUUUGGCAUUGCGAUGGUCCUGACCAUCGCCACCGCUGAAGAGAAAUACACCGUCGAAAGGCACACGGAUGUGAAGAACACCUGUGCCAAGCUCCUCCGGACUCCGACCGAAGAUCUGGAGCACUAUCUUGCUUCCGAAUAUCCGGAAAAGCAUGACACAUUCUGCUUCGUCCGAUGCCUGUACAUCAUCUACGGAAUCUACGACGACGAACAUGGAGUCGACUUGGGAAAGGCCUUCGAGAUGUUCGGCAAGGGAUUGAGCCUGGACGAGUUUACCGAACAGUCCAAGGUUUGCUUCGACCAUAAGGAAGGUGAAGAGGAGGUCAGCUGCCACUGCAAGAAGGCAGCCCUGCCCCUUUUGUGCCUGCGGAACUGGUAUUUGGAAAAUAACAGGGUCUAAUAAAUCAGGGAGAAAACAAAAUUGUUUUAU